AUGACCGUGGCAGACAUUUUCUCUGGAGAAAGACGUCGAUCUAUUCACAUUGACUAUCUUGGUGUACAACGCCAGCGCCCUGCUAAAUGGAAGCUCACAAUCCCCCGAGUUGGACAUCGCCUUACCAUAGGGAAGGUUCUGCACGAGCCAGUCUUUUACCGCACUCUGCCUACGUACUCGGAUCCCACUGCAUCCUGCGAUAGGGUCACUGCAUGGAAAGAAAAUGAUCUCAACCACGAGACUCUACAGAGGGUUUCGACCACAUGCGUGGUGGAGCGGUCAACUAGGUUGAUUCCGUUGACAGUCCAGACAAGGGAUCCAUGGGCUAUAGAAUCGCCUAAAGAAGAUCUCGCUACGCUACAACGCGGCACCCAAGGUCACACCUCUCGAUCGUUGCUGCGCCGCUACGCUCUUCAUCAUGAUAAUAUCGGUAUUCUUCAGAUACAAUUCCCGUUGCCCUUCUCCCAACAUCUACGCCAAUUUCGACG
This is a messenger RNA of Guyanagaster necrorhizus, 488 nucleotides long. RefSeq lists its product as uncharacterized. The record is from RefSeq and is a predicted model, not a curated record. Lineage: Eukaryota; Fungi; Basidiomycota; Agaricomycetes; Agaricales; Physalacriaceae. The annotation marks the transcript as partial. The transcript is spliced from 3 exons.